Messenger RNA from Lagenorhynchus albirostris (white-beaked dolphin), 2652 nucleotides. It is a transcript of the gene RNFT1, whose product is annotated as ring finger protein, transmembrane 1. Bases 192 to 1373 code for a protein of 393 amino acids. The record is from RefSeq and is a predicted model, not a curated record. Gene Ontology annotation, molecular function: ubiquitin protein ligase activity. Gene Ontology annotation, cellular component: endoplasmic reticulum. Lineage: Eukaryota; Metazoa; Chordata; Mammalia; Artiodactyla; Delphinidae. Gene Ontology annotation, biological process: positive regulation of ERAD pathway. The transcript has 9 exons.
CCGCUGCCGCCGAGCUGGGCGGGAGUUGUUGGCGGUGGGUCUGAAGGUGAUGGCCUUGACUGAAGGCCUCGAGGCGGCAUCUCCCGCUGUUUCUGCAGUCGCUGCCCGGGACUCGGUGCGCUCAUCGUCAUGAGAGGAGACAGAGCCCUGAAGCAAAGAAAUCUGGAUCACAGAAAAAGUAUUCAGGGGUCAUGCAAGCCAACUGUAGCCAACUGCACAGCCCUUCAGGAGCUGCAGGCAGUGAGGAUGCCUCAGCCUCCCAGUGUGUCCAAACAAGAUUGACAGGAGAAGCUUCCUGUCUUUAUUCUGGAGAUGUUCAUAUUCAGAUAAACUCCAUGCCUAAAGAAUGUGCUGAAAAUCCAAGCUCCAGAAAUGUAAGGUCAGGUGUCCACGGCUGUACCCAUGGAUGUGUACACAGUCGCUUACGGAGUCACUCCCACAAUGAAGCAAGGCAACCUGAUGAUACCGAGAUGGAGUCUGGAGAUCGUGGUAGUAGCUCCUUCUCAGAAUUCCGAUAUCUCUUCAAGUGGUUGCAAAAAGGUCUUCCAUAUAUUUUGAUUCUGGGUGUCAAACUUGUUAUGCAGCAUAUAACAGGAAUUUCUCUUGGAAUUGGGCUGCUUACAACUUUUAUAUAUGCAAACAAAAGCAUUGUAAAUCAGGUCUUUCUAAGAGAAAGGUGCUCAAAGAUUCAGUGUGCUUGGUUACUGGUAUUCUUAGCAGGAUCUUCUGUUCUUUUAUAUUACACCUUUCAUUCUCAGUCACUUUAUUACAGCUUAAUUUUUUUUAAUCCUACUUUGGACUAUUCGAGCUUCUGGGACGUACUUUGGAUCGUUGGAAUUACAGACUUCAUUCUGAAAUUCCUCUUCAUGGGCUUAAAAUGCCUUAUUUUAUUGGUGCCUUCUUUCAUCAUGCCUUUUAAAUCCAAGGGUUAUUGGUAUAUGGUUUUAGAAGAAUUAUGUCAGUAUUACCGAACUUUUGUCCCCGUACCAGUUUGGUUUCGUUACCUUAUAAGCUAUGGGGAGUUUGGUAAUGUAACUGGAUGGAGUCUUGGGAUAUUGCUGGCUUUACUCUACCUCAUACUAAAACUUCUGGACUUUUUUGGACAUCUGAGAACUUUCAGACGGGUUUUGAGAAUAUUUUUUACACGACCAAGUCACGGAGUGGCUGCCAGCAAGAGACAGUGUUCAGAUGUGGAUGAUAUUUGUUCAAUAUGUCAAGCUGAAUUUCAAAAGCCAAUUCUUCUCACCUGUCAGGCUCUUAACAAGAAAGCAGAACCAACAGAAGGAGUCUCUAGCCCACAGGAGCCCAAAGUCUCAGGGAAGAGAGAUGAGUCAAUGGAGCUAAGCACAAGGUGCCAUGGGAACUACAUCUGACCUGGCAAGAAGUCUUCCUGGACGUGGAGAUACCUAAGCUGUAUCAUAAAAAGUUAUUAAGAUGAAAUGUAGAGGGUAUUAAAAAAAAAGGCAUUCCCAGUGCAAAAGAGGCUUGACAGGACGGGACACGUCUUGAGGAUCUAAAAGUAGUUCAGUAUGGUUAGAAGUGGUUAGGACAUGUAUUAGGCCUGGACAUAUAGGAAAUGGAAGGCCUGGGCAUCUAGGCAAAGGCAUUUGAAUCUUAUUUUAGAGGCAGAGGAGAAAUGCUGAGGUAAGGUAAAUGAAUAACCUUUGGCUUUAAGAAAGACAGUUCUAGUAGCAGUGUGAAGUUUUAGGGAAGAAAUGACACCAGUUAGAAGGCUAGUAAACUAAGCAAGAAGUAAAACCUGUAACUAAGAAAAUGAAGGUGGGGAAAAAAAGGGUAAAAGUGCAUCAUUAGCACUCGCUGACUAAGGAGAUAUGAGAAUAAAUGAUGAUACCAUGGUUUCUGUGUAAGUAAUGGUGUCAUUCAAUAACAGGAAAUGGAAACAAAGAAAAAAGUUUUGGGAAAAUGAUAUAUUGCUUUGGACACGCUAAGUCUUAAAUUCUAAGUUCUUGUACACCUCUAGUAACGUGAAAAAGCGUAUAUACGUGGCCAUUAGUUGCAAUAUUAUUUGUAAAAGUGAAACAUUAGAAACAACCUAAAUGCCCAUGCAUAGGAUACUGCAUGAAAACCCUGUGUAAGAAAACUGUAAAAAGAAUGAGGAACAUCUCUGAAAGCAAGGUGCAAAAGAGCAUAUAUGGCACAGCAGUAACACAGUAUGCUACCUUUUGUGUAACAGUGGAAAUAAGAAUAUAUAUAAUAGGUACAUGCUUAUAUCUGCAAUAAUGAGCACACCUAAAUUAAGCCAAAAGCUAAUGAUACAGGGAAUUCCCUGGCGGUCCAGUGGUUAGGACUCGGCACUAUCACUGACAAGGGCCCAGGUCCGAUCCCUGGUUGGGGAACUAAGAUCCCGCAUGCCAUGUGGCGUGUCCAAAAAAAUAACAAUAACAUAAAACAUCCCAACAAGAAACCUAUCUAAAAAAAAAAAAAAAAAGCUAAUGAUAGUGGAAAGGCAGGAAAGGGAAUGGGACCUCUGAGUAAAACCUGAAGGGUUUUAUCAUUCAUUUCUUUUCUUACCUAAAUCAAAUAUCAUUAUUGUGAUUAUUAAAUUCUGAACCAUGUUAAUGUUUUAUACAUUUCAAAAAUAAAAUUAAAUCUGGAUGGGGGAGGGAAAUAAAAUUGAAUACAACAGAAAUA